AUGGACAUGGAGCAUUAUAAAAUCAAUCGGCUCGUUAUGUCAUGGAUCGGUCAAUGGCCCGAGCAAACUGGAUUCAGUAGAAUUUUCCUCUCUUUUAAUCUCAUCUUUGCGGUCAGCAGUCAGCUUUGCUUGCAGAUGAAGAAUCUUCUUAUCGAAAUGAGGAACAGUUGGAACUUAGCAACACUCAACGCUCAAAUACAAAUUUUAAGAAAGUAUACGGAUAAAGGCAAGAAGUUGACUAAGAUAUACGCAGCUAUAAUGUACAGCAGCAUGUCUAUGUACAUGACUUUACCCAUCAUACCAUCCAUUGUGGCUUUCUUCACGAACGCCAACCAGACCCAAAUGUACGGCCUGCUAUAUCACGUGGAGACGAUUUUCAACGUAGAGAGAUACUAUUACUUUAUCCUGCUGCAUUCUUAUUAUACUACCUUCUUCUUGAUGACUAUUCCAGUAGCGACGGAUUCUAUGCUGGUGAUUUAUGUGCAACACGCAUGCGGUCUUUUCGAAGCCAUAGGAUAUCAAUUGGAAAAUAUAAAACAGAAUGAUCGCACCGACAUUAACAUCUAUCCGCAAUACAAGGACGACGAGCAUUAUCGUAUAAUCAGCGACAGCGCUGCAAAGCACAUAGAAGUUUUACAGUUUUCCAAAUUAUUGACAUCUACAUACAGCAUAUCUUUACUUAUAUUGACAAUAUUAAACGUGGCGGUCAUGACAUUCAGCGGACUGGUGGCCUUGAUCAACAUAAAUCGACCUCUGGAGGCGUUCAGAUACGCGGUAACGUGUUUGUGUUUGACGAUGCAUUUUCUCUUUCUCAGUAUGCCGGGUCAGCAACUGAUUGACCAUAGUUCUAAUGUAUACGAAUCUAUUUAUGCUGUUAAAUGGUAUGCUAUUUCCGUGAGAGCGAGAAAAUUGUUGAACCUGAUGUUAAUACGCUGCAGAACACCGUGUCAAAUUACAGCGGGGAAGAUGAGCAUUAUGUCGUUAAAAACUUUUAGCACG
Messenger RNA from Dinoponera quadriceps, 999 nucleotides. Its product is annotated as odorant receptor 85f-like. The annotation marks the transcript as partial. The transcript is spliced from 7 exons. Lineage: Eukaryota; Metazoa; Arthropoda; Insecta; Hymenoptera; Formicidae. The record is from RefSeq and is a predicted model, not a curated record. Gene Ontology annotation, molecular function: odorant binding; olfactory receptor activity. Gene Ontology annotation, cellular component: plasma membrane. Gene Ontology annotation, biological process: sensory perception of smell; detection of chemical stimulus involved in sensory perception of smell.